This is a messenger RNA of Daphnia pulex (common water flea), 306 nucleotides long. Its product is annotated as lysine-rich arabinogalactan protein 19-like. NCBI's taxonomy places the organism in Eukaryota, Metazoa, Arthropoda, Branchiopoda, Diplostraca, Daphniidae. Bases 1 to 306 code for a protein of 101 amino acids. The transcript has 2 exons. The record is from RefSeq and is a predicted model, not a curated record.
AUGGAACAGCUGUUUUGCCAGCCAACUACAUCAGCCGCUACUGCUCCACCCGUGGGCCGGGGCCAGCCACCUACAUCAGCCGCUACUGCUCCGCCUGUGGGCCGGGGCCAGCCACCUACAUCAGCCGCUACUGCUCCGCCCGUGGGCCGGGGCCAGCCACCUACAUCAGCCGCUACUGCUCCGCCCGUGGGCCGUGGCAAACCACCAACAUCCGCAGCUGCUAUUGCUCCGCCCGUGGUACGUGGCCAACAUCCGCCACCAGCAGCUGCUGCUCCGCCCGUGGGCCGAGGCAAACCACCAACAUAA